Larimichthys crocea (large yellow croaker) is the source of this 3749-nucleotide messenger RNA. Its product is annotated as KN motif and ankyrin repeat domain-containing protein 4. The record is from RefSeq and is a predicted model, not a curated record. Gene Ontology annotation, molecular function: protein binding. Gene Ontology annotation, cellular component: cytoskeleton; cytoplasm. The transcript has 11 exons. Gene Ontology annotation, biological process: negative regulation of actin filament polymerization. NCBI's taxonomy places the organism in Eukaryota, Metazoa, Chordata, Actinopteri, Sciaenidae. The coding region runs from base 549 to 3188 and encodes 879 amino acids.
UGUUGUCUUUCCCGGCUACACCUCUGAACUCCCAUUGGCUGUUGUCUGAAGGAGUGGGUGUGGUUCUCAAAGUCUAGUCUCCCACUUGUCAGUCUCGUUGGACAGGAGGUACCGUAGGAAGGCAUGUUCACAAGCCCCUCCCUGCUCCAUGCUCCCUUUUACACACAAGCAGACCCAGCUUCUGUUAUGGCAGGGGCUGCACACUGGCAUUUACAAAACAGCUGCGGCAUGCCACUUUCCCUGACAGCACCUCCCUGCCUUCUCUGGAGACAGACUGGCAGGAGCUGAACUGAGCUGAGAGCAGACUGUAGUGGACUGUCUGACAAACACACCCUCACAUCAGCAAAACAAAGUGGAAGAAACUGCUGAGCACAUGUCACAAGCCAGCAGCUUGCGUUCUCUACUUGAUGACCAAGCCAGCAGUGAGACUGAUUAAGAUGUCUGCAGUAACAGGUGCUCUGCUGUACUUUGCUGAUUGACUGUCAACGAUACCAAAGGUCCAACCAGAUAAUGUGACAGCAAAUUAUUUGGACAACUGAAGACGAAAAAUGAUGGAAGCACAAAACGGAAACAUCUUGCCUCAUAAAACAACAGAGAAUGGAGUUAAAGGAAAACCCCCAUACUCAGUGGAAACCCCUUAUGGCUUCCGACUAGACCUGGACUUCCUAAAAUAUGUAGAUGACAUAGAGAAAGGCAACACAAUCAAAAGAGUCCCUAUCCAGCGCCGAAGCAAGGGCCCCCGAGCAAGCACUCUUCCCAGGCACCUCAAUCCUUCUGGGGGUGGAUACCGUCCAAGCCCCUGGGGAUCUACUGGAGCGCUUGGCCCCAGGUCCCGACAGUCAGACAUCCAUCAUCAUGGCUACACUUCUUGGGCAAAUGAUCAAAGGUCAUCCCUUUCUCCCACAGGGCUCAAAUCCCUGACUGAGAUGGAGGCUAGAAUCAAGGAGUUUGAUGAGCAACCUCUUGGUGAGCACAUCAGACCUCAUCUCCUCCGUGCCUCCAGUCUGCCACUAACAGUACUGCUGAGACAGGGAUCAGAAUCCACAGACGAUCCUGGUAGCCUCCGUUGUUCAAGGGAUCACCUUGUGGGAAGAAACAUCUCCUGUGAGGAUGUCUUCCAUUCCACAGACAGCCCUCGAUCCCAGGACUGCUCAGGACUGUUGAGGCGCCUGACAGAGGCCCUGGAACGUGUGGGGGAGCUGGAGAUGGAGAUAAGGGUGAUUCCAGAGCUCAGGGCACAGAUCUGCAUCCUCCAAGAGGAAAGAGAACGGCUCCGUCUGGACCUGAAUUCCAAUAUCCCACCACUGUCAAUGAAUGGAACCACAGACCCUUACCCCUCUUCCCACUAUGGCACAGCAGACAUCAAAAGGCCUCGGCAUGAAAGUCAUAUCAUGUUUCCGAGAAAUCACGAGGACUCUAAUCCAACACAUGAGUGGAGGACUAGCACAGAUCUAGAUGAGUUGCUGACAGUGACAUCUCUGCAAGCUAAAGUAGCUGUGCUGGAGCAGAAGCUCCAUGAGACCGGUCUGGAGCUCCAGAGGGCCUUAGGGAUGUUGAAGGAGCAGCAGGAGGAGAGCAGGAAUAAUGAUGGGAAGAUUGAACACCUUAUCAGGAAUCCUGGUGUGUGGGUUCGUGCAGAGAGAGUGAUGGUAGACCAGGAUGGAGAUGAGGUAGUGGUGAGAUCCAUUGAACCGUAUAAUAAAGGGUCAAGAAGUCCAGGUGCAUUCAUCCCUGCACGGACUGUUACUGCAAACGGACAAAGAAGUCGACAACAAGACUCUGUUGUCGAUUCUAUUGAAAGGACCCCUCAAGUGUCUGUUGGACCUGGAGACCCUUCAGAUGAUGGUAUAGAUACAGCUGUCAUUGUCCACCACAUCAAGAAGAUCAAACGGCUCCUGGAUCAGCAGUGGGAGUGUUUGUGCGCAGACCAUCAGUCACAAGAGGAGGGUAGACCUCUAAAGCACCCAGACCCCAAAGUCAACUCUCUGCAGCAGGAGAUGAUGGGACUUGUUGACAUCCUUACCUCUUACUAUACCCAGCAUGGACACAAUGAUGAAGAGAGGCUUGAAAAUGGAGCCUCUAAAUCCAUCAUGAGGACAGAUGAAUCUGCUGGGACGUCAAAAAGCCAACAUUCUGGGGGUGUUAAUGAUGGUGGAAAUCUGGUUGGGCAGUACUGUGUGAACCAGAGUGAACAGAAGGAGAGCAGCAUCAGCCCUAGGGAGAUGGCUGUUGCCCAGGUGGAUGUAGACUCAGAGAAGAGACGGAUGGAGAAGCAAACAAGCCCAGACGGACAAAUGACAUUGGGAGGAGCAGGAUCAGGGCAGACAGAUGGAGGCGUAGCAUCUGUGGAAGCCGAGGCGCCAGAGAAAACGGCCAAGAUGAAACCACAGCCCCCAGGAGAACAGAUGGAGGGCAGCUCUAGCUCAGAAACUUCUACUGGGGGCAGGGACACUGUGAGUGCAGAUUUUAUGGCUGCUUGUCAGUUCCUCAAAGAUCACAUGGACAACAUGGAUAAUCCCAAUGAUGACAUGAGGAAGGCCCUGGUCGUGGUGUUUCAACACUGGUUCAGUGUGGCAGCAGAGGAGGCUUCAGUGGCCAGCAGGUUAGCUGUGUACCUAAAAGAAGUGAAGAAGGUCGCACCAUCACUGCUGGCCUUCUUGGUCAACCUGGCUGAUGACAACGGCAACACGGUGCUGCAUUACAGCGUGUCCCACUGCAACUACAGCAUUGUCAGCCUGCUACUGGACACAGGUGUGAGUGAUGCAAAUCUUCAGAACAAUGCUGGCUAUACAGCAGUGAUGCUGGCCUCGCUGACAGCCCCUGAUGGCCCAGGUGGCAUGGAGGUGGUCCGCAAGCUAAUGGAGCUGGGCAACAUUCACAUUCGCUCGAACCAGACGGGCCUAACAGCUUUGCAUUUGGCGGUGAGACACGGGCGAGUUGUGAUGGUUCGCCUGCUGCUGAGCCAUGGAGCAGAUGCUAACAUCCAAGAUAGUCAAGGAACCACGGCUCUGAUGUUUGCAGCUGAGAGGGGGCACACACACAUCGCCAGGCUGCUGCUGGAGAGGAGCCAGUGUGACCUCACCCUGACUGACAAGCGUGGUCGAACUGCACUCUCUAUCGCCAUGCAAGGUUCCCACACGGAUACAGCCACCCUCCUGCAGGCGCAUGCUAAAGCUCGAGCUUUGUAAGAAAACUGGAAAAGAAGCUACAGACACAUGAUCCUCUCACAUAUAUUAUCUGUCUCUGAUGUUGUCUUUCUGAAUUCUGGACAUCUACACAAGCAUUAUCUCGAGUUUUGGAUUAAAUGCACCAUCAAAAACAAGGUUUUAUAUCAUCGGUGUGAGGAAGUUUAGAUGUGUGUAUCACAAUUGCGGAUUCAGCAUACAGUUUUCCAUUGUCUUUUCUGUUGAUGUUCAUAGUUAUGUCUGAUCUUUGCACAUCCAAACAGCAGUUUAGCUUUGCAAACUAUGCAAUGAAGGAAAUAUUUAUUAGUGAUAUGUUUAUUGUAAUCUAUAUGUUGACCUUUAUCAAAAAGUCUGUGCUUAUAAAAGGUUUCGCAAUCCCAGGUGCUUUUAUGGUUUUAGAGGAAAUUACAGAAUGCUAUUUGCAUUUUCGCUGCAGCUGAGCACUUUUCAAAUAAAAUGUGUGUAAAAUGUACAAAUAAAUGCCAAAUACUUGUCUGCAUGCAAAACACAUGAAAGAAAAACACAUUUCUGGUGCCAAUAAAGAAAACUUGUUGAUUUUACUUA